Messenger RNA from Octopus sinensis (East Asian common octopus), 1063 nucleotides. RefSeq names its product galectin-4-like. The transcript has 6 exons. Gene Ontology annotation, molecular function: carbohydrate binding. Lineage: Eukaryota; Metazoa; Mollusca; Cephalopoda; Octopoda; Octopodidae. The record is from RefSeq and is a predicted model, not a curated record. The coding region runs from base 81 to 770 and encodes 229 amino acids.
CCUAUCGUUCGUUUCCGACUUCUGCUCAGUGCCACAUCAUUAGCGUCGCGCUGUCAGUGUUACUUUGUCAUUGAGCAACAAUGGAAUUGUAUUUGUAUUGUUUUGGCCUUCUGUUCAUUGUUUAUGAUGUAUACAGCCUAAAGUGUGAUCAACAUGCGGAUGAAAUUGGAUGCAUUCAAGAACGUAUUCGCAGGAACUCGUUAGUGAUUGGAGAAUAUAUGAAAUCAGAAGCACCUACUUAUCCAGUUAUGAUGGAUGCAUAUUUACCACCAGGUAAAAAUAGAAGAGUGACCUAUUUGGGUCGUUUCGUGAAUCCUUGCACAAGAGUUGCAUUCAAUAUGAUGAAUAAUAUUAGUGUAACUUAUUCUGAUGUAGCCUUACAUUUUGAUAUACGGUUUCAUGGAAGUCAUUCUUAUAAUCGAAAGAAAGUUCUUUAUGCGACCAGAGUGAAAGGCUUUUGGAAUGGUGGAAAUAUAUCUUCCCGUUUCCCAUUUACUUGUGGUGAGCAAUUUAAUAUAACAAUACAGGAAGAAUUAGAUCGUUACAAGAUUUAUACCAAUGGACAUCACUACACAGACUACAAACUAUCUCCUGCUAUUCUUGAAAAAGUGACCAUCAUAGCAGUUUGGGGAAAAGUUCUGCUCACAACUAUUGAAAUCAACAAGCACCAGCAGGAACCUUACGUUCCAGGUAACGUUACUGAACCAGAAGUGAAGCAGUUAAUUGAAAAGGAGAUGUCAGUGUGCGUAAGGGACGCUUGGCAAAGUUAAUGUCCAUUGGUUAAGUUUGUCUGAUCCUGUGCAUAGAAACUCGCAUAUAAGGUCAAUCUGUAGCAAAUGUGACACAUUUGUAAAAAGAAUGAAAUGGUGGUCAUGGAAAAUACAUGCCACAUAGUUGUACUUAUAUAUACUGAUAUACAUGCGAGAAUCUCAUUACAACGACAUUCUUGCUAAAUAAACACUUAAGAAAUCUACGUGAGAAAACUAUCAAGCGCUAUUUUAACCCAAUAAAAUAUUCUAUUAACUUUCUAUCUAUAUUCUAGCAAUAAAUAUCAUUUUUACUU